AUGUCCAGAUAUAGUGGCGCCGUCAAGUGCCAAGAUGCCAAGUUCCUCCGCGACGGCAUGUUCUACAACCAAGUCGUCGUGGACAAGUCCAUGAGUUCGACAACCGCCGGCGACAUCUGUGCGUCGAUUGGGUUCUUCAUGCUCGUGUUUUCGCUGGUGUCGUUGGUGCACAUGCUGUCCAAGCUGUUCCGAGGGUCCGCCCAAAAGGCCAUUCGAAGGAUGCUCAAUUUCAACCCGUACCUGAACAUCCUCAUCGGGACUGCCAUCACGUUUAUCAUACAUUCGUCCAUGGUGGUCAUAUCGAUAGUGACCCCCAUGGCUAACUUGAUGUUGGUGGAAGGUCGACUAUCCGGGGGCCCAUCCCUGGUCCAGGUCGAGGUAAUCCAGGAAUGA
Aphanomyces astaci is the source of this 393-nucleotide messenger RNA. RefSeq lists its product as hypothetical. Gene Ontology annotation, cellular component: membrane. Gene Ontology annotation, biological process: sodium-dependent phosphate transport. The transcript is spliced from 2 exons. Lineage: Eukaryota; Oomycota; Saprolegniomycetes; Saprolegniales; Verrucalvaceae. The record is from RefSeq and is a predicted model, not a curated record. Gene Ontology annotation, molecular function: sodium:phosphate symporter activity. Bases 1 to 393 code for a protein of 130 amino acids.